AUGUAAGGAGUUAGUGCAGUGUCAGGAAAAAAAGGGGGAGGAGGAAAUUUAGGUACUCUAGGAAUCCCUAUUAAUCCAUUUUUUAGCCAAUCAAAAAAAAGAAGUCAAGUAGAUUAACUAUUUGAUAAAAAACCACACUUUGCAUAUUUAUAGAGUGCAGAUGGCUGUAGUGAAUAAAUGUAAUUAAGCAGAGGAUAAAAAAGUUCAUAAGAAGGCAAUGAAAAUAAUUAAAUUCCAUAAGAAGUAAACUUAAAAAAUGAAAAGAGCAAAAUUUAAGAAUUAGACUAACAAAAUCUUGAUAAGAAAUAAGCUUCUGCUGAAUUAAAAUAAACUAUUUAAGAUUUUAUACAAAUUGAAGAAGAUUAAAAUAUUUAAUUGGGUAGAUUCGAAGAUGGUAGAAAAACAAAGGCAUAUUAUUCAAGAUUUAUUCUCAUAGAUCAAGCAAUAUCUUCAUUUUCUGUCCUAUCAAUAAUUAUUGCUGUCUUAGAGUACGACCUAGAAUUUAAUGCAAGAGAAGAAUUUAUUGCUAAAGCUUUACUUUAUAUGACUUUUCUACUCACAAUUGGUAUGAUCACUCUCACUGUUAUUAGAUAUUAAGCUAAAUUGGAAUGGCUGAAAACUAGAUAAGCAAUUUCUUAGAAAGCCAAUUUAAUUACUUCUGGAUAUUUAAAGUCGAUGAUCAUAGAAAUUAUAAUAUCAGCUGUGCAUCCUAUGCCUUGGACAUGGUAAGUUCGUCUUAGUUUUUUCAAUGAUCCUACUUAAGCUACAGCCUACUAUCAUCUUAAUGAAAUAUUUUUACUGAUAAUGCUUUUGCGAGUCUUGCUAAUCGUUAGAACUCUUUUAACUUGUUCUGUUUGGUAUAAUAAUCGUACAUAAAGAGUUUGUAAUAUGUAUGCUGUAGAAGUUGAUUAUUUGUUUACUGUUAAAGGAAUUAUGGAAACACAGCCAUAUGCUCUGAUUAUUAGUGCUUUAAUUAUAUCUAUUUUAUAUUUUGGUUUUAUGAUAAGAAUAUGCGAAGCUCCUUUAUACAGAAACUAGACUGAUGGUUAACUUUUACUUUACAGCUUCUCGAACAGUCUUUGGGUUAUGUUAGUAACUAUGACAACCCUUGGUUAUGGUGAUUAUUGUGCUAAAACUAGUUUAGGGAGAUUUAUUACAUUUUUAGUCUGUAUUUGGGGAGUGUUUAUUGUUUCUAUGAUGGUAAUUACUUUAAGUAAAACUUUAGAAUUAACAACUCUUGAGGAAAAAUCUAUCGCCGUUCUAUAGAGAUUGCGUUAUAAGGAAUUAAUGAAAAAUCAUGCUGCCAGAUCUUUAACUAUACUUGCAAAAAUAGGCCUUGCAAAUAGAAAAGGAUUGCUCUAAGGUUAACAUAAGAAGGAAUUACAAUCGAAACUUAGAGAUGCCUUAAAUAAAUUUAUGAAAGCACUUAGAGCGUAUAAGAGUAUUGUAGAUACCAACAUUAAUGAAGAAAUGGGCAGGCAAUUUGACUUUUUGAAUGAAGAUUUAAUGUAAAUUUAAAGAGAAUAAAAUGAAAUGCUGAUGAAAAACAUUUAAAUGAUGCAAUAAUUGUAAAUAGAUAAAUAGUAAAUAGAGUAUUAUGCAAAACAUUUAUCAAAAAAUUCAGUGCUCUAAAUGAAAAGCAGCAAUGAAAAUAAUGAAAAAAAUAUAGAUACAAACUUAGAUUUUUUAACUAGAAAUAAUUCCCCUAAAAUUGAAUGUAUUCCUAGUUCAAACUAAAAGUUGUUACAUUAAGAUUAAACAAAUAAUUAUAGAGAUUUCUCAGAUUAAAAAAUUGAUUAUGUGGUAAAUAUUUUUACUGAUGAAUGA
Molecule: messenger RNA, 1827 nt
Organism: Tetrahymena thermophila SB210
Lineage: Eukaryota; Ciliophora; Oligohymenophorea; Hymenostomatida; Tetrahymenidae
Product: small-conductance calcium-activated potassium channel protein
Exons: 5
Biological process (GO): potassium ion transport
Cellular component (GO): plasma membrane
Molecular function (GO): small conductance calcium-activated potassium channel activity; calmodulin binding
Source: RefSeq, a predicted model, not a curated record